UGAGCCGUUUACGCAAGAGCCGCGCGGACGCGUUUGACGCGCACCUCGCCGCGUUUCCACGCUCGCGUCUACGCGUUUGAGAGGGAGAGCGUGUGUGUUUCCCGAGCUCUCCUCCCUGAGUGUGUGUGUGUGUGUGUGAGCUGCAGUCAUGGCUGUGGACGGAACGGAGCAGCGCGCGCUGCAGUAUGAGCAGACUUUGAUGUAUGGGCGAUACACUCAGGAGCUGGGUGUUUUCGCGAGGGAAGAGGCCGCCCGGAUUCGAGAGGAUGGUCGUCACCGACGCUUCAUUUCUGAACGGAGCCCAUCGAUCAAACUACUGGAAUACGAGAAGGGACGAUGUGUCCGGUGUCGAAUCUGUGCAGUGCACUGUCAGCGGUUCCUCAUGUCGCGGGUCGGCGAGGACUGGAUCUUCCUCAUCUUGCUGGGACUCGUCAUGGCUCUGGUCAGCUUUGUUAUGGAUUUCUGCAUCGCCCUUCUUUUACAAGCACAGAAGUGGAUGUACGGGGGUUUGGACAGUAACGUAAUCCUGCAGUAUUUAGCUUGGGUCACUUAUCCUGUGGUUCUCAUCAGUUUCUCUGCAGGCUUCACACACAUAGUAGCACCGCAGGCUGCCGGGUCUGGUAUUCCUGAAAUGAAGACGAUUCUCAGAGGAGUGGUGCUGAAGGAGUAUCUCACGUUAAAAACAUUUGUGGCCAAAGUAGUUGGAUUGACCUGUGCACUGGGAAGUGGGCUACCUCUGGGCAAGGAGGGUCCGUUUGUGCACAUUGCCAGUUUGUGUGCUGCUCUUCUCUGCAAAUUCAUGUCAUUCUUUGGUGGAAUUUAUGAGAAUGAGUCCCGAAACAUCGAGAUGCUUGCGGCUGCAUGUGCUGUCGGGGUCGGAUGCUGCUUUGCUGCUCCUAUUGGAGGUGUGUUAUUUAGCAUCGAGGUCACUUCGACAUUUUUCGCCGUACGAAAUUACUGGCGUGGAUUCUUUGCUGCUACAUUUAGUGCCUUUAUCUUCAGAGUUCUGGCCGUGUGGAACAGAGAUGAAGAGACGAUCACAGCUCUCUUUAAAACGCGCUUCAGACUGGACUUCCCCUUUGACCUCCAAGAGCUUCCAGCGUUUGCUGUGAUCGGAAUCGCCAGCGGGUUUGGUGGAGCCUUGUUUGUGUAUUUAAACAGGCUUAUUGUGCAGUUUAUGCGAAAACAGAAAACUAUUAACAAGUUCCUCAUGAAGAAGCGUCUGUUGUAUCCUGCUCUGGUGACUUUACUGAUUUCAACGCUCUCUUUCCCUCCGGGGCUUGGACAGUUCAUGGCUGGACAGCUUACUCAGAAGGAGACCUUGGUUUCAUUUUUUGAUAAUCGCACUUGGACGAAGCAAGGAAUGACGGAAGACUUUAAUUAUGACAUUCACUCGACCGCCUGGAAACAUCCUCAGGCUAACGUCUUCGUGAUCCUCGUCAUCUUCAUCGUUAUGAAGUUCUGGAUGUCUGCUUUAGCCACAACUCUUCCUGUACCAUGUGGAGCCUUUAUGCCUGUUUUCGUCAUUGGUGCUGCGUUUGGCCGUUUGGUGGGUGAAAGUAUGGCAGCGUGGUUUCCAGAGGGCAUUAAUACGGACGGAACCAUCUAUCCCAUAGUUCCCGGAGGAUACGCUGUUGUGGGAGCGGCCGCGUUAUCCGGAGCAGUCACACACACGGUUUCCACAGCCGUGAUCGUGUUUGAGUUGACGGGUCAGAUCAGUCACAUUCUGCCCAUCAUGAUUGCUGUGAUUCUCGCCAACGCCGUCGCUCAGAGCCUUCAGCCUUCAAUCUACGACUCUAUAAUCCGCAUUAAGAAACUGCCUUACCUGCCUGAGCUCGGCUGGGGCCACCAUGAGAAGUAUAAUAUUCGUGUGGAGGACAUCAUGGUCAGAAAUGUUCGUUACAUCACUCUGAACUCUACAUACAGAGACCUUCAUGAGAUACUCUUGAUAGCAAACCUCAAAACUGUGGCGCUGGUGGAGUCUGCAGAGUCGAUGAUCCUGCUGGGCUCUAUCGAGCGCGUUCAGUUGCAGGCGCUCCUCUCGCAGCAUCUGAGUCGCGAGCGGCGGCUGGAGUUCAUACGGGACGCUGAGAGGAAGCGUGUGUCUGUCGUCAGCACUCCAAGCAGCGAAGAGGGGGGUCAAAAGGUCAACCAUGAGGUUCGCUUUCAGAUCUCCACAGAAGAGUCGUCGAUGUUUACACCGGUCCAUCCCAUCUCACCUAAACCUCUCAAACCUGCGCUGAAGAGGACGACUACCGCCGAGAAAAACAUCGAGAUCCCUACAAGUCCUCAUGAUUCUGGCAUUGGCUUGAGGAAUCUGUUAUGUGCUCGACCUCAGACGGAUGCAAUGGAGGAGGAUCCAGACGCAGAGGAUGACAUGACUCUUGGCGAGGUCGAGGAGUGGGAGGAGCAACAGCUUGACGAGCAGGUGAACUUCAACAACUGCAAGAUUGACCCCGCCCCCUUCCAGCUGGUGGAGCGCACUUCACUGCACAAGACUCACACCAUCUUCUCUCUGCUGGGUUUGGAUCACGCUUACGUCACAAGCAUCGGGAGACUUAUAGGAGUAGUUUCACUGAGAGAGCUGCGUAAAGCCAUCGAGGGCUCGAUGACGGUGAAGGGUGUGAAGGUUCGUCCGCCGCUGGCCAGUUUCAGAGACAGUGGCACCAGUGGCACCAGCAGCGAAAGCGAAGCCACUGAACUCCACAAACUGUGGGACCAUCACAGCAGCCGAAGUAUUCCCCGAGAACAGCAGCCCAACACCUCCGACUCGGACGACAAGUCACAGUGACCCCUGACCCCGCGCACAGACUGCUUCACGCAUCCAAAAAUCCUCCAGCUCGCUUUCAGGUCUUCCCACACUAACUCACUUUCCCUUUCGGAGAAUCAGGGACUGUCUGGACUCUGUCCGUUUUUCUGAAUAAGUGCGUUUUUUGUGCGUUUAUAUGUGUGUUUGUUGCUGAAAGAAACAGAUCAUUUUAUUUCGUAUGUUGCGUACCGUUCCCUUUUUCACUUUUUAAGAAAUGUGAUGCAAAGGAUCUGUUUGAACGCUUCAUCUGUUGUCUUUUAUGCUUAUAUAUUGGGGAGUUUAUAGCUCACUAUUUUUUUCUUCAGUUUAUAUGCCGCAAUUAUGACUUUUUUUCCCCUCAAUUAUGACUUUUCACACAAUUAUGGCUUUUCGCAAUUAUGACUUCUUCAUUCAAUUAUGAAAUUUUUUAACAUAUCUUUUUUCUUCACAAUUAUGACUUUUUUCACUAUUAACUUUUUAUGCAAUAACGACUUCUUACAAUUAUGACUUAACUCACACUUGGCUUUUUUUUUUUUUUUUACUAUUAUGACUUUUUUCGCAAUUAUUACUUUUUUUGUUAAUUACUUUUUAUGCAAUUAUGACUUAUCUCACACUUGUUUUUUUUUUGUUUUUUUUUUCCGCAAUUAUUACUUUUUGCUAUUGACUUUUUAUGCAAUAACGACUUCUUACAAUUAUGACAUCUCACACUUGGCUUUUUUUCGCAAUUACGACUUCUCGCAAUUAUGACUUUUUCGCAGUUAUGACUUCUCUUCAUACAAUUGACUUUUUCUCACACAAUUAUGAAUUCUUCGCAAAUUUACUUUUUUCUCGCAAUUAUUACUUUUUUUUUCUCACAAUAACACUUUUUCCGCAAUUAACUUUUUUCGCAAUUAUGCCUUUUUUUUCACAAUUAUGACUUUUUCGCUAUUGACUUUUUAUGCAAUAACGACUUCUUACAAUUAUGACAUCUCACACUUGACUUUUUUUACUAUUAUUACUUUUUUCGCAAUUAUUA
Molecule: messenger RNA, 3803 nt
Organism: Carassius gibelio (silver crucian carp)
Lineage: Eukaryota; Metazoa; Chordata; Actinopteri; Cypriniformes; Cyprinidae
Product: chloride channel protein 2-like
Exons: 23
Coding region: 149-2791 (880 amino acids)
Biological process (GO): chloride transport; transmembrane transport
Cellular component (GO): membrane
Molecular function (GO): voltage-gated chloride channel activity
Source: RefSeq, a predicted model, not a curated record